AGCAGAAAGUCGGAGUUGGCGGCGUUACUAACCAAGGCGGUCUUAAAACUGUAGACUUCUCUGGCGGGUGGCGAGCUCUUGUGUAGCGAACCUUAUUUGAGUGCUUUUCUUCACUAAAAUACUACAUUUAGUUACUUAUUACGAUUCAAGCUGUGUAAUACAUAUUUUUAGAUGUAUAUUUAUACACGCUGUAUCGAAUGGCUCUUCUGACAUAAAAUGGCCGACAAGUGACGACGGAUAUCCCUAUUGACUCACAGCGUGCAAUAGUAUCUAGCGCUCUUUCCCCCUUUCUCAACGUAUAUGUGUGAUAUCUAUGGAAAAGUGUCAAACAAGAAGGAAGUACAAAAAUAAGAAAAAGAAAAUGACCAAGAAAUCGCAGGAAGAGGACUAAAAGUGAUUAAUUUUAUCCGUUGGCUAGCGAAUGACUGCGGUAGUGUUGCUCGUUUUUUUUUUUUUUUUUUUUUUAACUAUUAGCUCCACCUCCUGUUAAAUUGACGAAAUCGCGUUUAAACUCAUUUUGGACCGUCGAGCUAACAGCGGAAGCUAACCAGGGUUGCAUGGAAGUAGCAGCCGCCGGCCGGUGGUGUUAGCCUUGGUCCACCCGUUUUUGUUUCCCCCUAGCCUACUCCGUGGUACGACUCGUGACCCGGUUAUUUAGGUUGCUGCUGGCGGUGAAGAUGUCUCGGAGGCGGCUGGACAGUCGCAGCGGGCUCACCGCCGCCGGGCUCUUGAUCGAAAGUCACACACCGAUCAACGCGGAGCCUCUGGACGCCGUGUUCGAAGUCACCGGGGAGUUGGGAAGGGGCAAAUUUGCAGUGGUGAAACGCUGCAUAGAGAAAGCUACAGGCAAAGUGUUCGCUGCCAAGUUCCUGCGCAAAAGGAGGCGGGGUCGCGACUGCCGGGCCGAGGUUGUCCACGAGAUGGCCGUCCUGGAAACGGCCCGCAACAACCCCAGGGUGGUCAACCUGUACGCCGCUUACGAGACGGACCAUGACAUCGUUCUCGUGCUGGAAUACGCCGCAGGCGGAGAAAUAUUUGAUCACUGUGUGUCUGAUGAGCUCUUGCCCGAAGCUCAAAUCACCCGUCUGAUCAGGCAAACGCUGGAGGGGGUUCACCUCCUCCACCAGCAUAACCUGGUGCACUUGGACCUCAAGCCCCAGAAUAUCCUCCUGACAAGCCUUUCCCCUCCCGGAGACAUAAAGAUUGUAGACUUUGGCCUGGCACGCAGAUUGGGUGCGGUUGGGGAGCUCAGAGAGAUUCUUGGCACACCUGAGUAUGUGGCUCCAGAAAUUCUAAAUUAUGAACCCAUCACCACAUCAACAGAUCUUUGGAGUGUGGGCGUCAUCGCCUACAUGCUGGUGACAGGCGAGUCGCCGUUUGCCGGCGACGACAAGCAGGAGACGUACAUGAACGUGUCACAAGUCAACGUGGACUACAGCCGGGAGGCCUUCUCCAGGGUUUCUGAGCUGGCGGUGGACUUCAUCCGCAAACUGCUGGUCAAAGCACCCGAGGACCGACCCAGCGCUGCAGAGUGCAUCAGCCACCCAUGGCUGUGGCAGCAGUUGCACACGGGCACUGAGCCGGCGUUUGGCCGCGGCGUUCGCGAACGGAGCUGCGGCAACAAGUGGGCGGCGCCCCCGACCGAGGACAAAGAGAACUUCCUGGAGAUGUCACCGCCGCAUUCCCACGCCAAACGCUCCCGCUUGGACGAGGAAGGGCUUCUCGGAGACGGUGACUUGUGAAAAGAUUUGGGAGGGCAAGAAAGAGGAAAUAUCUUUUAAAUUGGUUUUUAGACCAACGGGCGACUUAUUUAUACUCAGUUUGUUAAUUGCCAGAUUAACACAAACCAAAGAUAAUCAUCUUACUGAUCUGCCGUCGUUGGGUUUUGUGCUCUUGUUUCUCUCCGUUGUUGUUGUUAAAACUGUUGCUCAUGGGCAGUAUUUUGUGGAAUUCAAUGCAGUAUGUUAAGUUGCCUCUGUGCUCCAGCCUUGUUAAAUGGGUGGGCACAACUAUUUUUAAUGUCUUAACUGUUUCUUGGUUUGUUUGUUUUUUUACAUUUAGUGACAUUCCACGCUGAGUUCCUGGCGAUAUUAGUUGAUGAUAAGACUGAAUAAUUAAGGGCACCUUGGCGUAAAAAUGCUUUUCAACCGAAACUUUUGAACAUGUGUAACAGUUACGAUUGUUGAUCACAGGUAUGGACCGAUCUGCUUCAAUAGCAAGGGGGAGGUGUGGUUUAAAUUUGUCAGGAUUGACGGUAUUUGUGUUCCUCGUUUAGGAUGUUGAAAAUUGGGUUCACAAUUUAUGUUUGCGAGCGUUUCACGAGCAGCUUGUGGAGACCAAAUCGCUCUAAACAGCCCACACUAUGGGAUUAAUCGUUCAGAGCUGUCUGAUAAUCAGACCUUUGCUAACUUUAAUGGCAACAAAGGAAAAGUUCUCACCAUUUUUGUCAUUGCAGUUUGCAUAUUCACCACUUUCGUUGCUUCAUACUUGUGCGUAGUUCGCAUUCAACAGUGCCAUGAGAAAAACUGCCUUUACCAGCAUAUGAGUAGAUUCCUGUUGUGAGCAUUUAAAUUUGGCUCAGGGUUUUUUGAAGAAAAGAAUUUUAUAAAUCGUACCAGUUUAGGGCUAACUCAGUGUUAAUCGCAUUCUCAGGUGAUCAAAUGCGAGUGAAUUAAGUGUUUCAUGAAUUCAUAGUGCCUCCGUUAUUGUCAUGGAGUGUGUUUUGUUUUCCCUGAACAUGUAGUAACAGUUCUGCUCCGGUUGCUCAAAAGAGUUCCUACAGCCUGAAGAAAAGGGAACCAGCGUUUAGCACUUAACUUCCUCAUGAGCACAACAUUUCUUGCAUUCACACUUUUUUAUAUAAUGAAGGCUCUUUAUGUAUGCAAAGAAGAAAAAAACACGGCUUGCUAAUUCUUAACGUCAUUCAUAUUGUUUUUAUUUAUGUGCUGGAUUUAUACAUUAUAUUUUUUGUGUAUGUAAUUUACAAUUGAGGUGGAGAAAGGGUUUAGGGAUGCAGAAAAGUGGUUAGAAAUUCAGGUAAUCGAGAAGGUAGAAGGAAGGGAUGACUUUAAGAGGUCGUACUGGACAUGUUGUUGGAAGGAUGACGUUGACGUUUAAAGGUAUGUGGGGCGGAAAGUCUUAUGAGGAUGAGAGGUGGCCUUGAUAUGGCGUGAAAUAGAAUGACUCGCGUUUAUUGUCUUUUUUUGUUGUUGUUUUCAUCUCAUGCUGUCACCAGCAUACACAUUGGCCUUUGUGUGGAACGGCCAUGUUCUCAUCUGUAAUGCUGUCAUCCGUAAGAACUGGAAGGCUACUCUGAGAGAGCAAAAUCCAGCUGGUUUUCUUCAGAUAGUAGGUGACGCAAGUAUAUACUGUAUAUAUUGGCACUCUAAUCUAGUUGUCCUGGAGGAACAAAAUGAACUGCUUGUCGAGAAAUAAGCUUCGAUGUCUUCAACACCUCAACAGUUUAAGGAGACAUAUUAUGCACAUUUUUUUUUAUUUAAUUAAAAACGUUAGUCUAAUAGCAGUUAUUGUUAACUUACUGCCAAAAUCUCAAACUAAAAGUUCAGGAAUUGAUUAAUUAAUUAAAUUAAUCAACUAUUCAUCCAGUGACCUUGUUUGCCCUAAAAAGUCUUGAGAAUAUAUUUUAAGAUUUUGGUGUUCUAUGUUUUUCACUUUUAGAUGUAGCCCUAAUUUCAGUAGAACACCAGUGUGCUUGGAAAAUUGAAUAUUUGAUUUGAUUUUUUUUUAAAGAAAAAUUCUAAGCUACUGAUGCAAUUGUGCUAUUAUGCUAACAAUAUUUUAAAUACUUUAAAAAGUAAAGUUUUCAUAAUAUGUCCCCUUUCAAGCUCUUGCCCCUGCUGUUAUUCCUGAUACCUCACACACGCAUUCGACAAGCGGCUUGAAAUUAUUAAGCGUUGUCUCGCAAGGCUGUUGUUUUUCUUCUAAGACUUAACAGCUGAUGCGAAGCGCAGAGAAGGCAGGCGGACUUGUUUCACACUCUGCUGGAUGAUGAAACACUUGAAUGUGUAGACAGGGUCGCGUUUUCUCGACUGUUGUUGUGUGCCAUACUCGUGCUCGUCUUCCGCACAAAAGUGUCGGGAGAUGUCAACCAGCCGUAAGCAUGUCUCGAGAGAUGUUUAUUUUGGACUUUUCUUAUUUAAUGUUUGAGCAAUAUGAUUGCGACCACUUAGGAAAAAAACAAGCUAAUGUAUUGUGAUUUAGCAUACACAUGUAUGCCUAUUAAUGUUUAGGCAACCAUGUGCAAAAAUGCUCAUGAAAGAUUGGAGAAUAUGUGACUCCUGAGUUCCAUUUGUUGACUUUUGUUUGAAGAAAAAAAUAAUAACGAUAAUGCAAUACUGUUUGGUUUCUUUGUUACACCCAAAAUGAUCAAGGUUCAAUUUGACACAUCACAAAAUUAAAAUAAAGCUUUAAAAAAA
This is a messenger RNA of Corythoichthys intestinalis (scribbled pipefish), 4436 nucleotides long. It is a transcript of the gene stk17b, whose product is annotated as serine/threonine kinase 17b (apoptosis-inducing). The transcript is spliced from 7 exons. Gene Ontology annotation, molecular function: protein serine/threonine kinase activity; ATP binding. NCBI's taxonomy places the organism in Eukaryota, Metazoa, Chordata, Actinopteri, Syngnathiformes, Syngnathidae. The record is from RefSeq and is a predicted model, not a curated record. Gene Ontology annotation, biological process: positive regulation of apoptotic process; intracellular signal transduction; protein phosphorylation. The coding region runs from base 678 to 1742 and encodes 354 amino acids. Gene Ontology annotation, cellular component: nucleus.